This is a messenger RNA of Pangasianodon hypophthalmus (striped catfish), 6912 nucleotides long. It is a transcript of the gene rttn, whose product is annotated as rotatin. Gene Ontology annotation, biological process: centriole-centriole cohesion; ciliary basal body organization; centriole replication. Lineage: Eukaryota; Metazoa; Chordata; Actinopteri; Siluriformes; Pangasiidae. Gene Ontology annotation, molecular function: protein binding. Gene Ontology annotation, cellular component: centrosome; centriole; ciliary basal body. The transcript has 49 exons. The coding region runs from base 146 to 6739 and encodes 2197 amino acids. The record is from RefSeq and is a predicted model, not a curated record.
GUCACAGAGCCGGAAGUAGUCGAAACUGGCGCCGUGGUUAAAAACAAAGCCGCGUUCGUGCUGUUCGACAUGAAAGGACGUUAAAAACGUGAACAGCUGGGAAAUGUUUUAAAAGAUUAUGUAAUUAGCUAAUGUUAAAGUUAAAAUGGAUGUAUCAUCUCUCAUUAAAAAACUCGCUCACUCGUUAGUGGAGAUCCGAGUUCGCUCCCUGAGGAACAUUGUCUCCAAGCUCCAGCUCAGUCUCGUCUCCCCGUCUGAUCUUGUUCAGGAGCGACAGCUCUUCAUCAACCUGCUGCACUGGUUUAACUUCCCUGAAGUCCCGCUGCAGGAGGAAGUGCUGCAGCUCAUUAACACACUCGCUACGCAUCCAACCGGAGCCUUUAUGUUGAGAGAUGUAGGCGGAGUGGACUUUCUUACACAGCUCCUGUCCAACAUUGACCCCCAGCUUCGAAAUAUCACAGAGACGAUCCUCGACCAGCUCUUCCAUCUUCAUAUUUACCCGCAGAGCACUUGCUCUGACCAGCCAUUGAGCUCCGAUUUUCAGCCUGUGGAGGAGAUGUCAGUUAGAGGAUAUUUCCAGCAAAAUGCACCGAGCCAAACAGAUGCUGCGCCACCUCCCAGUGUAUCAGCGAACACCUCUGUAAGAUGCUUAACGUUUUCAGUUUUUCCUUGGUUGUCUUUGACUGCAACUGACAGACACAUAUUAUCAUCGAAUGAAAGCUCUUUGAGAAGCGAUAAUCCAGACUUAGUGCGGACCACCUGCGAGCUUCUGCGAGACGUCAUCAUGCAGGACUUUCCAGCAGAAAUAUUCCUGCAGCGGCCAAGUAUAGUGCAAAAUCUGGUGCAGCUUCUCAGUGUGAGAUCAGAGAAUGAUUCCAGCUCGUUGGCUCUCCACGCUCUGGCCUGCCUUCAGCAGCUCUGUGGAAACCUGAAAAGUCGGCUGCGCUUCCACAGAGAUGCCAGCUUCUGCUCAGCCAAGCACGAUCCACUCUCUCAGAACUCCUCGACGUCGUAUCCUCAGGAGGCCAGAGGGACCCAGAGGUCAGGGGUUUCAACCCCGGAAGAUUUGUCCCCCCGCCCUUCUGCUCUAGGACGUCCUGGUAUGAGAGUCCGAGGGGACGGACAGGACGGCGAUGCCGCCUCCACCAGCAGCAGCAGCGGCAGCUCUCAGAGAGAAUUUCCCCCCGGGCCCAACCUGGAGCCGGAUGGCGAGGAUCCGCCGGAGCUCCGGGUGCAUCAGUGGAACAUGGCCAGAUUUUGCAUGGAGACCCUACAGCACACACUUCCUCUCCUCAGGACAGAGAAGAUGAAGGUUUUCCAGAAGGCGCUGGAGCUGUUGUCGGAUAUCCUCGCGUUGCUAAGGGUCAUCGUGUCCCCGCAUGAGCUGUGGGAAGAGUGCAGCAUCACUGCAAAUGAACUGAGAGAGAAGCUGCUGGAGUGUAUGGAAAAGCUGGGAGACAUCAUGUGCCAUCACUGUCACGUGGCAUCAUCAGAGGAAUCUGACUCAACUCUGAUUCACCACCGCAUGUCCUACACGGGCACUUCUGUCUUCACGAUUCGCCUUCUGCAAACCCUCCUACCUGUGGAGAAGGCAAGUGAGAACCUUCCUGAGAGCACAGUGUCUGCUGUUUUCCAUCUCUGUCUGGAUUUCCCCUUCGGUCUCGCAUUUCCCAGCAUUCACGAGUCAGCAGUGGCCUACCUGGAGCAGUCAAACUCUGAAAACCAUAGCCUGUACUGCAGAGUUAGCCGAGCUGCUAACACAAUGGAGGCCACGUGUUCUUUUCUAAAGGAGGUUCAGGCUGAGGGAGAAAAGAAUUGGCUGGAGCUGCUGGAACUCGCUGGCCAAGCCAUGGAUGGCUUUCCCUACCAUCAGCACCUACCGCUCAUCAAGGAAUUCGUCCGCAUCUGCUCCUACCUGUGGAAGUCUGCUCAGGCAAGCCCACUGCUUCAGAUGGAGAGCCAGAAGAUUCUUCUGAAGCUUUUAUCACAUCCUCUGCUGCCAGUGAAGGCUGAGACAUACGCACGCACUCUGGAUGUGGUCAAGGAGUGUUUGGGCAUUCAUAACGUGUCCAGACCAGCUUCAUCCAUCUGCAGCGGUGUGCAUUUCCUUUUCCACCCUCGCGUCCUUUAUGAAAUCAGUGCCUUUGGCCUUCAUGAUCAAGCAAAAGAGGUGAAUUCGGCUGCCAAGGAUCUUCUUCUGUACCUGCUCAAGGGACGAUUGAUGAUGACUGCUUUGAGUUGGAGUAGAUUUAAUGAAUCGCUUUACCCGGUCAUUCCCGUGCUGCAGAGUCACGCAGGCACAGAGGAUGCCCUGGGAAACAGCAUCCUGCUGAUAAGUGGGCUCUCGGAUGAGAUUGGAGGCACGGCCCAUUCCGCAGCACCUCGACUCCGCGCCGUAAUCAGACUGCUCUUCACCAAACAACAUGUGGUGAGAAGCACAGCAGCUCAACACCUGUCACCUCAUCUGGCCAGUUCAGAAGACAACAGAACGUCCCGGCUUGCUGUGGACAGCUCGACUCUGUCAUCACUGCCGUCUCUCUAUGUUACUGACAAAUGUGUGGACAUCAGACUAGACGACUCCAACAAGUCUUACCUUAAGGUGGAGUGUGUGAAUAAGCUGUACAGUAUCUUUACCUCGGAGACGGUGGAUAUGGUCCUGCGCAAAUCCGCAGCCGAACAGCUGGUGGUUGUUUUGCAGGAUACUACAACGCACGCUGUACUGAAGACGCAGGGACUGACGGACAAACUCGUGGCUUUGAUUACAGAGAGCGUGAACAGCUGUGGAGGGUCUGUCGAGUGUCUGUCCGAGCCGAGCAUUACGAUGCUGAGGAAGUUAGUAUAUGCAGAUCCGUCUCUGCGUCACACACUGGCUCAGCAACCGGCUUUCCUCCUCACUCUGCUCCAAGCCUCCCUGCUGAUGAAGGCCAACCAGAGAGACGUGACUGAAGCCGCAGCACUGAUGUGUUUCCUGCUUUUUGAUGAGAUUGCCACAGUGGAUGUGUGCACCGGAAAAGCUGACAAAGAUACAGCCAUCACUCCGUUCUCUCUGCCGGUCUGCGUUAUCAGAAGGUAUAAUCUACCGUUUCGCGCUGCGUCUCACCACGCGGUGAGUCCCAACUGCAUCGUUCUGCCUCUUUAUACUGAUCUGAUGGAGCUGAGAGCUGCCAAGGAGGCACUGAGCUUCAGCUGGAACAGAGCCUGGCACUGCGGCACCGACACUCUGCUCACACGCAGGAGAGACAACGCCACUCACACACCUGAGUUUCAUGCUGAUCUGGUGAUGUCAGAGUCUCAGGUCAUGUCAGUGCGAGUGUGUGAUGUGAGAGCAGGGCUUCAAGAGUGUGUUAAUGCGAUUCGGUCAGCCGGCUCACACACCGGGGUGACCUUCGCUCUGACCAGAAUACACCUUUAUCUCCUGACUGAUCAGUUAGCCCUUAAACACAACGCACACUCCGCCAAGAGCACACUGCAGAAACUCAGCUGGCAUGGAGCUGUGGAGAGAUUUCUCCAGGUGAAACCUGCUUGCCCUGAGGAUGAAAUGCUGCUAACGGAUGUCAUAUCGUUCCUGAACACUUUCUUCAAGCAACAUCAAUCUGAUUCUGAUGAUCAAGAUCUGAAAUGGCUCCUAGAAUUACUCCUGAAACAGGACACACACGUCCUGCUGGACCUACUGCUAGACGUGAAGACACACAAAGACUCUCAGAGACACACCGCGAUUCAACACUGCGGACAUCAACUGCAGAGAGAGCUGACCUCGCUGUUCAACACACUGCUGCUGCGUCUCACACACACCUCCGACAGGAUGUGUAUGCUCCUCUCCGGGCCGUUAGCAUCGGAGUUUGCCGUCCGUCUGCUGCAGUGUCUCCGUGUUUCAGAUGCCCCACGUUUUUACGGCCUCCCCUCUCUGGAGCGUUCUCUACGCAGCAUGACACACACCACCGCUCUGCCCGGCUGGAGCACUCACACAAGCAGCAUGGAGCCACACACACUCUGCCAGAAAUACCUUAGCGGCCUACUUGAGGUAAUUUCCUCUUUCUAUGUGGAGUGGGGAGGGAAUGCCAUGUCCUUUAUGGGAAAAGGAGUGACCAAGAAUGCAGUGAUCUCUCUGCUUCAUCUGUCCCAUGAGAUGAUGUCUGAGAGCAAGGAGAAGGACUGGAUGUCUCUCUGGUCUCUUGGGCCUGAACAGAGUGCUGAUGAUCCGUGUUCAGCUCAGUUUGGCCUCGCUUGGUUAAUCCCACUGUGGGUGGAUCGUGACCCAGAGGUGCGCUGUGCCAGCCUGGCGCUGGGCGCGGCUCUCUCUACGUUAGAAAGCGGCUGUGUGAUGUUGUCGAAUAGCUGCCAGAACAUCUCAGGCGGUUUGUGGGCGACGCUGCUCAACAUCCUGCUGGAGAGACAGGAGUGCAGCAUGGUGCGCCGAGAGGCAGCGUUUCUUUUACAAAACCUGCUUGUGAUGCCGAUGCCUGCCAACACAGAGGAGGCCAAAGACUGCUUCUGGCAGAGCCCAUGUGUUCAUGAUGAAGGAUCUGGCGUGUCGUUGGUGGGUCUCCCGGCACUGCAGGCUCUUCUCUAUCACUGCCAUUUUUUUGAUCAUGUGGGUCAGAUGGUGAGGAGUUGCUACACGGGUCGAUACACUCCCACACACCCUUGGCCCAUCAGUGCCUCUGCUGAUGUAGAUGACUCUGUGAGGCAGUGGAGAGGCAGUACAGCUGUGCUGAAUCACACACAGGGUUCAGGAUCCAUUUCCACCUCCAGCACUUUGCUCCUGAGUGACACUCGUUCUCCCGUCCUCUCCUCCUCUGUAGCAGCACAGGAGCCUCCAUUCAACAGACUCAGCACACAAGGUCAGAGUGACUCAGACACCUCAGGUUCGUGUCUGUCUCACGAGUGUGUAGAAGGAUCAGAGUGCAUCUCUGUAGUAACCCCUCACCUACUGUCAGCUGUGUGUGGAUUACUAACCAACCUGCUGUGUGUUCUGCCUGAGUUCACACACACUGCGCUCCGAGAGAACCACAUCCUGCAGGGCUUGCUCAGUGUGUUAGAUGCAGUGGAGAUAGAGCGAUGCCUGAAUGAGCUUAACACACCUGAUCUCCUUCCGGCUGAUGUGGAGGAUGCCAGGAGCCAGGUACUGAGUAGUGUGUGUUACGUGCGGAGUGUGUGUAAGCUGGUACAGGCCGAUGUUGUGCUCAGUGAGGAUUGUCUCUCCCAGUCAGAGCUCAUUAAACCUCUGCUGAAUAACCUCAUCUCCAUCCUCACACUCUCUCACACACACCUCGAUGUGCAUACCCAGAAUGCAUUGCUACACACCUGGACAGAUGUGUUUACGCUGCUGGCGAGUCUGCUGCGCAGGAACUACGCGGCAUGCGGCCCACAUGUGCGCGGGACUCUGGGGAAACGCUGGCAGCGCUUCUCAGACACCAUCCGUACGUGUGUGGACCAGUGCGGUUCGGAUUCAUCGCUCUACAACGUGUCUGCGCAGUUCCUGUGUGUGUUGUUUUCUGAAGAGGCAAAGAAGCGAGGGACGAGUGAAGAGAAAUCAGCUUCUCUAACUGCUGCUCUGAAUUCCGAAUCCGGGGAGAAACUGUGUGAAUUACUGCUGGAGCGAUAUGAUAAGACUCAGUUCCAGGACCCUCUUAAGAAGGUCACAGCUAAAGUCCUCAUGCCUCUCCUUGCCUGCAGCUCCAGCGCUCAAAGUUACGCCUGCAAAGCGGGUCUUAUCGACAGCUGUGUGGAACAGAUCAAGCAGAUCCACUCUCAGCUUCACCUGGAGUCUGUAAGACCAGGCAAAACCACACACAGGAAGAAGGACGAGAACAGCAUGAAGGAGCUCAGGAUGGUGCUGGAGAUCCUGAGGAAUUGUCUGUAUCAACAUAAAGAGUGUAAAGAAGUAGCAACGGAUUUAAAACUCUCCUCUGUCUUGUUGUCUCUUUGGCCGUGGCUCCUUCUGAAUGACUCUGGCACGAUCGCAGCAUUAGAACUGCUCUGCGUAUACACAGCCAACUGCGCUGCAGCUUGCAGUGCUGUAUGUGGUAGUUCAGCUCACGCUGCUUUACCUAGAAAUCCUGUGACGAACUCUCUGAUGCAUGCAGUGAUGAAGUUGGCGUCGCAGGUUCCUCCUGAUAAUAACAGCAUCCAUGCUCUUUCUUUCUCUCUGCUCGCUAAUUUGUCUAUCUCCAGAGACUGCAGAGGCCUCCUACAGAAGAGCAACUUCCUACAGCACUUCCUGUCUCUCCCUAUGCCUCGGGUGAGCGGUAAAAGCAGUAAAAGCAGCACAGCAGCAGUGAUUCUCUCUCAGUGGCUCCAGCUGCUGCUGAACAUCUCUUUUGAGGAAGACGGUCAGCAGAUGAUCAUGAAGAUGCGGGGAGCUCUGGAGAUGUUGACGGAUUUGGCUCAGGGCAAACACGGAGACAAAAAACACACGGCACUGCUCAUCCUCCAUAACAUCUGCUUCUGCUCAGCGAAUAAACCUCGAGUCCUCGCCUGUGAUAAAGCUGUAGAGCUGCUCGUGUCAUGUUUGGAGAGCAGCUCAUUAAACGUCCGUGCUCUCGGAGCUUCAGCACUGUGGGCUUUACUGCACAACUAUCAGAAGGCAAAGGUGACCCUGAAGUGUCCCUCCAUCAGACUGAAAGUGGACGGAGCAUACGCACUCACUAAGAAAGGUGCAGAACCAAAAAUAGAAGAGAACACAAACAUAUAUUUACUGAAAUGCCUUGAACAUCUCAGCCGUCUUUUAAACACAUAAGUGCCAUAGUCUUAAUGAAUGUUAGUGCAAAAAGUCAUGGAAAAUGUGAAUUAAUAUUUUAUAUUACAAUUUUGUUGUUUCUUAUUUCAACAUAUUUAAAGACACCUGACACUAAUGUUAUUUAAAUCAUGGCUUCUGCAAUCUGAAAUAAAUUUUUUUAUAGUUCACCUGUU